CCCCCCCCCCCCCCCCGGUCGCGCGACGUAUUUGCAGUGUGCUCACAUCCAUCCGCUCGGCAACACGAACUGCUCUUCAGCUCCUGAUUAUUCACUCCUUUGGAUAUAUUUCUUCCUCCUCACUCCCGCUCAAUUGAUCGCAGCACACACCCCGUACCCUCCCUUUCCACACAUUUCCAGCGGCAGAUCAACAAAGGGUGCAUUGCAUACAAUACACUACGGACGCUCUACCAAAAUCACGCAUCCUAUCGUCGAGCUACUGAGUUUAGCCAAGCUUCACCUUCCUCUAGUCUCCGCCUCACAGGAAGAAUACCCAUACAGCGAUCUAGUGCUUCACGAUAACAAGAAAUCCUCGACCAGCUUCCCCCACCAAUAAAAUAACUCAGACUCGUCACCGUGGACGCAUCCGGGCCUUAAUAUCUCCAGCAUGAUGGCCGACAUCCCUCACAGGAAGCCGAUGCCAGUGGGCUAUCAAGGUCCUCAACCUUCAAACCUUUAUUCACACAGUCGGACCCGCACGACUUCUUCAAAUACAUUCCCGGCCCCCAUCUAUCCGCCACAACCUCAACAACUCUAUCCAAGCAACAUGCAGGUCCAAUCCUACACCUCGCGACGAACUCCUUCGACGGCAACCUUCUCCACCGCCAGCAGUGGCAAUGGCCCUGUCCCUUUUCGACAAAGCUCACAAGAUCUGCGACGUUCAAUAUCUUCACGAUCGGGCGGCCUCUCGCAACCUACGGGCUAUGUAGCCCUGAUGCGGAAACAGAAAGCGACUGUAUGGUGUGAUCGAGCCCAACAUGAAGACCCACGAUUAUUAGCACAACAGAAGGCUGCAAAGGUGCGAGCGACAAUGGAAGUGAUCGGUGGCCCAACAGCAAGUGGUACACGGAUAUCCUCAAGCAGCUCAGGCAAUUUGGCAGGUAGUAACAGGGUCACUGCGAAGAUCAGACAUCAUGGCAAAGCAGGAUUAGUUGGCUACAGUCCUGGAGAUCUCGUUGGGGGUGUUGGAGGCGUGCCCAUGCGAUUGAGUGCUAGUGAAGUAGAGGGAGGAGACAGCGACGAUGAUGCGGAUAGUGGCAAUAUGCCACACACCGGACCCUACCACCGCCGGACGGGCAGCGGAAGGAGUAGUGUUGGCAGUGGUGGCAGAAGGGGUCUCACAUAUUCACGACAAUCGGGUGCUAGUUCGAUUCACGGCAGAUGGAGCUCUGGAAAUACACCACCCAGUGAGAGACAAGACUCAAUGGAGGAUGUCCCUGAAGCGGGAGAGACUCCCGUUCCUGGUACUCACGGCCAGUCAAAGGACUACUUCACUGCAGAUGGAGGAGCCGAUGGCACUCGAAGUGUGGGAAGUGGCAGUAGUGGAGAAAGAGCCGAUAACGUCGCUGAAUUGGGAACGAAUGACGCUGCAAGACUCGCUGCCAACAGUCUCAUGAAGGCUACCAUCACUCGAGAAAAAAGUGUAAAGAAUCCAGAGGAGUUGCGAAGAAGAGGCAGUGUGGACGAGAGGACAAUGACGAUGAGUGCUGGCCGUUUAUACAUUGCCAACCCAGAUGCGGACAGCGAUUAAGGAGCUCGAGGAGGAUAUACCAAAGAAAGACAGACAGGGCGGUCGGAACAGUACAAGCAUUUCAAGGCGUUUGGGGCGAUCAGGAUAUCGGUUUUCUGGAAUGGCAUGGCAGGUCCACACAACCUGAUGCAUUUUACCUUUGGUUUUACGGCGGAUUGCUUGAAUAGCCCAAGAGAGGCCUAUUGCCCUCACUCGUUUUAGCGACCAUUGCAUAGGUACAUGAAGCCUUCAGGGGCACCAACCACCGUUUGAGUAAUGAGAAAGAAGUAUACGGCUUCAACAAUUGAAUACCACCAUACAUUGACCAC
This is a messenger RNA of Mollisia scopiformis, 1878 nucleotides long. RefSeq lists its product as uncharacterized. Lineage: Eukaryota; Fungi; Ascomycota; Leotiomycetes; Helotiales; Mollisiaceae. Bases 428 to 1570 code for a protein of 380 amino acids. The record is from RefSeq and is a predicted model, not a curated record. The transcript has a single exon.